Messenger RNA from Erythranthe guttata (spotted monkey flower), 1371 nucleotides. RefSeq lists its product as uncharacterized. The record is from RefSeq and is a predicted model, not a curated record. NCBI's taxonomy places the organism in Eukaryota, Viridiplantae, Streptophyta, Magnoliopsida, Lamiales, Phrymaceae.
UGCAUCCAACGGAGGUGGAACUUUGAUCAGGCCCACUCUCGUUGCCUAAAUGGGCUUGUACGUGGGGCUUGUACGUGGGUACCAGCUGCUUCAUUCACCAGCAUCCAUCCAUUAAUACUAUAUAUUAUUAUUAUAUUGGCCAUCUUAAUUUCUUCUUGUUUAAUUUAUUUAUUUGUUAUCCACUCACAGUGAGUACAGUUUUGAAUCUAUAGUAGGGCAGCAAAAUGAGCAUGGUUAUUAAUAUUGGCUCCUUGUCGGGAUUAAUGCAAAUAUUCCACCAUCAUAAUAUAAAUCCACUGCAUGCUUCUGCUUCUGCUUCUGAUUCUGCUCACAUGAACAGACGACGAAGCACCAAAAAGGUGAAAGCUUUGUUUCAGUCUGAACCAGCUGCAGCUGAUUCCCAUAACAAACCAGACGAAGAAGAUGAAGAAGAAGAAGAAGAAUUCCAUGUGCUGACGUCAGUUCAAACCUCUUACAACCAAAUUGUGAUCCUUGACACUCCCAAUUCAAGGCUCCUUCUUCUCGAUUCCACCCAUAAUGUUCACAGCAUGCUUAAUAAAUCAAUUAGUAAAUGGACCGGUUCUUGUUGGGAUGAGUUUGCUGUAUUGCCGCCUGUGGUUCCAAAGGGCCCUAUUGCAAUCUUUGGCUUGGGUGGAGGAACAGCUGCACAUUUGAUACUUCAAUUGUGGCCUUCGUUGCAGCUCGAAGGCUGGGAGAUAGACGGAAUUUUAAUAGAUAAAUCAAGAGACUAUCUUGGGCUGUGUGAUAUCGAGAAGCGCAAUACGGAUGGUGGAAUACUUAAUAUUCACAUUGGUGAUGUAUUCUCUCCAGAUGCUGUUAUUAACGGAGGAUAUGCUGGAAUCAUUGUUGAUUUGUUCGCAGGCGGAAAUGUUGUGCCACAGUUAGAACAGGCCACUACUUUGUUGGAACUCAAUGAUAAAUUGAUGCCUAACGGACGUCUCAUGGUCAACUGUGGUGCUGGUGAAGAUAUGAAUGAUGUUACAUCAAUGGAUGACACUAAUUGGAGAUUAAAUGCUACCAUUAGAGCCCUAUGCCAAGCAUUUCCUGGACAAGUAAACUGGAAAAAGAUGGCAAAGAGUGCAGGCGAAAACUAUCUGGCUUUGACGGGACCUUUGCCAGAUUUGAAUACCUGGUCAGCUGAUCUCCCUAAUGAACUGAACUCAGGUGUCAAUCAGUGGCGGACAUGUAAUUAAUUACAACAGUUUUGAUUGGUAUACACUCAAGUUUAAUAAGCUGUUACCAGUACUUUGUUAGUAUACACUCAUUUCUUUGUUGUAGCUCUCCACAAGUAAAUUUUCUGUUUACAACUUAACUGUCAUUAUUUUUAUUUAAUCAUUCUUGAAAUGGUUU